This is a messenger RNA of Linum trigynum, 5305 nucleotides long. NCBI's taxonomy places the organism in Eukaryota, Viridiplantae, Streptophyta, Magnoliopsida, Malpighiales, Linaceae. The record is from the annotation of a GenBank genome assembly.
GUUCUGCACCUCAACCCCACUUGAGAACUCAAAAUACAAGCAAUCAAUUUAAAGGAGAGACAUUGUUGAAGGUACAAUAGCUACUAAUUGCAUAUUUGUAAGUUUGCAAUAAAUGUAAUUGCAUAUGAAAUGAAAGUAAAAAAGUCUAAAAAACUGGGAUUCUUUAUUUUAUAUUAUAUUAUAUUAUAAUUUUUCCCCCACAAUUUAAACAUAAUAUUUAAUUAUAUAUGCAACUGUAAGUGAAUUUUGUAGGUGAAAUUACAUUAAUGAGUUGUAUUGAGAAAAAAAAUUAAGGCGACAAUAGAAACCUCAUACAAUUGCAUUGGUGUUUGUUGGUGUUGAUGCUCUACUACCUUUUGGUUACACAAACAUGAGGAAAAACCCAAGAGAGAAUUGGAUCUACCAUCGGCUAUUCUGUACUCUCCCUCCCAAAAGAGAAAGCGUGAUGGAGUGAGCAAGCUUAUGUUCCAUCAUCCAAGUAAACCAUUCACCAAGAAGAUGGGAAAGUUAAAAAAAAAAAAAAAAAAGCCCUCAAGAAACAAUUAGCGGGUUGGUUGGCCGGUAAACCUCCACAUCUGGCUGGGUCUCCACCCCACUCGCCCACCAAUUGAAGGAAAAAGAAGCCACAAAAAGAAGAUGACAAAAAAACAACACACACUAUUAAAACAAACAAAGAAAUAUAGAAAGAGAGAAAAACAACAAGUGCAGAAAAGCACCCGUGACCACUGACCACCAUCUUGAUAAUGAUGAUCCUAAUCCCUUCACGCUGAACCCUCCGAAACGUUUCUCCAGUUUCUUUUUAUCCCCUCCUCCUCCUCCUCCCCCACCACCACCUCCAUUUCCAGCGGCCAUUCCCACCUGCGAAAGGAAAAAAAAGAGGAAAGAAACACUUACUGUUACUGCCCAGAAGGACGGAAGGAAGGAAGGAGAAGAGAAUCUGGGUAAACCAUGGAUAAUAGCUAAGCUUACUCCAAACCACGUGACCCAAAGCUGCUGCCCAGCCCAGCUCACUCACUCUCUCUCUCUCUCUCCUCCGGCACUAAUCAUUCAUCAUCACUACCAGACAACCAUCCACCGUCCUUUUUCCUCCAUUCCUCUCUCUUCUCUCCCAUCUUCCCUCAAGUCUUUAUUAGUAGCGCUCUGGCUGUUCCAUUCACAGCAGAGAAGAGAAGCCUUCAAUUCCCAUCCCACCUUCUACCCUUCUGCAAAAUCCCCUCCAGGAAGGAUCAAUAAUGGAGACGAAGAUGAAACAGAGUAGUAGUAGUUUCCUGCUACUCCUCCUCGUUUCUCUCCUGCUGGGUUUCUCCCACGUAUCGCCGGCGGCGGCGGCGGCUAAGCAGCAGAGGAGGACUUACAUAGUUCAAAUGGCCACAUCCCAGAUGCCGGACAGAUUCGACCUCCACACCACUUGGUACGAAUCCUCUCUCAAAUCCGUUUCCCAAUCCGCCCACAUGCUCUACACUUACCGAAACGCCAUCCAUGGCUACGCCACUCGCCUGACUCUCGCUCAAGCCAAGAUGCUCCAAUCCCAGCCAGGGAUCCUCUCCGUCAUCCCCGAGUCCCGAUACGAGCUCCACACCACCCGCACCCCUGAGUUCCUCGGCCUCGAUCGCGCCGCCGACCUGUUCCCCCAGGCCAACGUCCUCGGCGAGGUCGUCGUCGGCGUGCUCGACACCGGUGCCUGGCCCGAGAGCAAGAGCUACGACGACACCGGAUUCGGGCCCUUGCCGGGCACCUGGAAUGGGCAGUGCGAGUCCGGAACUAAUUUCACCGCCGCCAACUGCAAUCGCAAGUUGAUUGGGGCGAGGUUCUUCGCCAAGGGGUACGAGGCAACCAUGGGGCCUGUCGACGAGACUAAGGAGUCCAGAUCUCCCCGUGACGACGACGGCCACGGCACUCAUACUUCCACCACUGCCGCCGGAUCCGCCGUCGACGGAGCCAAUCUCCUUGGGUACGCCACCGGGACUGCUAGGGGAAUGGCGACUCGUGCUAGGGUCGCGAUUUACAAGGUAUGCUGGGUUGGUGGAUGUUUCAGCUCCGAUAUCCUCGCCGCCAUGGAUAAGGCGAUCGAGGAUGGAGUCAAUGUCCUGUCCAUGUCGCUCGGCGGAGGGACCUCUGACUAUUACAGGGACAGCGUUGCGAUUGGAGCUUUCUCGGCAAUGGAGAAAGGGAUCUUGGUCUCUUGCUCCGCUGGAAAUGCUGGGCCGACUGCUUACAGCUUGUCGAAUGUGGCGCCGUGGAUUACCACCGUCGGAGCGGGGACAUUGGAUCGGGAUUUCCCUGCUGUUGUCAGUCUGGGCAAUGGCAAGAACUACUCUGGUGUCUCGCUCUACAAGGGCGCCGCGUUGCCGGCGAAGCUCUUGCCGUUCGUCUACGCCGGGAAUGUCAGUAACUCGACCAAUGGGAAUCUUUGCAUGAUUGGCACUCUGAUUCCGGAGAAAGUGAAGGGGAAGAUCGUGUUCUGUGACCGUGGAGUGAAUGCCAGAGUCCAGAAAGGAGCCGUGGUGAAAGCCGCCGGCGGAUUGGGGAUGGUUCUGGCCAACACGGAGGCCAACGGCGAGGAACUCGUCGGCGAUGCUCACUUGCUGCCGGCGUCCACGGUGGGCCAGAAGACAGGUGAGACAAUCAAGAGUUAUCUGCUCUCAGAUCCGAACCCGACGGCGACGAUUUUCUUCGAGGGAACGAAGCUGGGAGUCGAGCCGGCGCCGGUGGUGGCGGCCUUCAGCUCCAGAGGCCCCAACUCAAUUACCCCGGAGAUCCUCAAACCUGAUGUCAUCGCGCCCGGCGUCAACAUCUUAGCGGGUUGGACCGGCGCGGUUGGUCCAACCGGGUUACCGACCGAUUCCCGGCGAACCGAGUUCAACAUCAUCUCCGGCACGUCGAUGUCCUGCCCGCACGUCAGCGGCCUCGCCGCCCUCCUGAAGGGAGCGCACCCGGAGUGGAGCCCCGCCGCCAUCCGGUCAGCGCUGAUGACGACUGCUUACGUCACGUACAAGAACGGGCGCAAGCUUCAAGACGUGGCAACGGGAAACGACUCUACGCCGUUCGAUCACGGCGCCGGCCACGUGGACCCCGUGGCGGCGCUCAAUCCGGGGCUGGUAUACGAUCUGACGGCCGAGGAUUACCUGGGCUUCCUGUGCGCCUUGAACUACACGGACACGCAGAUCAAGAGCGUGGCGAGGAAGAACUAUACGUGCGACCCCAAGAAGAGGUACAGUGUGACCGACCUCAACUACCCUUCGUUCGCGGUGAACGUCGACACGACCCAGAUCAACGGCGGAGGGAACUUGGUGAUCAAGUACACGCGGACGGUGACCAACGUCGGUCCUGCGGGAACUUACAAGGUGUCGGUUACACCGAAUCAGACCCCUGGAGUUAAGAUUACGGUGGAGCCCGAAACGCUGAGUUUCAGCCAGGCAGUGCUGAAGCGAUCCUAUACGGUGACGUUUACCGCGAGUUCGCUGCCGAUCAGUACAAAUCGUUUCGCGCGGUUGGAGUGGUCGGACGGGAAACACGUCGUUGGGAGUCCGAUAGCCGUUAGCUGGACUUAGGCAGAUGAAGAAGAUGAAGAAGAAAGAAGGAAAUAGUUUAAUUUUUAUUUCCACGGAAUUUGUAAUUUUAAUUCAGGAAUUUAAGUUAUUAUUAUUAUCAUCAAAGCACGGCAGCCCCUAUUGAAAUCUCUACAAGAGAGGAUCAUGGGAGCACCGAACCGAUCGUACGUGUAAAAGGCAUCUCCUCUCUUCUCCGCUUAAAAAAAAACAUUAUAGCCAUUGUUUAAGUUGUUCUUGGAAAUGAAUAGGGGUGUCAGUUCGGGUCGGGUUCGGUUACCCAAACCGAAACCCGAAAAAUUCCGAAACCGAACCUGAAUCUGAUAAGGAUUUGUGGGUUUCGGUUACCCGAAACCCGAAAAUUUCUUAUCGGGUUCGGGUUCUGGUUCGGUUAAAGCAACUCCGAAAUCCGAAAACCCGAACGUCUAAGAAUAUGGGCUGAGUUCUAUUCAUUGGAGGUUUUUAGCCAGAACCCGAAAAACCGAUAAGCAAAACCAAAUCCCAAAUAAAAAAACCCGAAACGAACCCAAACCGGAAAAACCAAAAAUGUAUAUAAUCGGGUCGGUUUCGAGUAAAUCUGAAAAACCGAAUCCAAAUGGACACCCAGGAAUGAAUGCAAGGGAGUGAUUUAGGAGGCAAAUUACUAAAAUAAUAAUGGGUAGUUGCAUCGUUGGCCACACGGGCAUGACAUGUGGGUGUGAUUGCGAUGUGGUGAGCGAGCAUUAAGCCUAGAAAUCAAUGGGAGAGAAGUACUAUUCUAUAUAUGUGUAGUGAAAGAAACCCUGAUAUCAGAAAAUCAUGAGGGUUAGUUGGGGUGGGAGGUAGAUGUUACUAGGAAACCAUUUAUGACAAGUUACCUUUCUGCCUUUUUAUCUUCUACCUCUAGGUGAGCCACUCUUGUUUGCAAAAAUGGCUUCCUAUUAGUAGAAAAGUGCAAUAGAAUAGAAAUAGAUGUGUUUGAUAGCUUGUACGUGAUCAGAGAAAACGAGCAAGACAAACGAAUUUAUGUGAUUUCCUAGAGUGCUCAAAACUAGUUUUAUUUGUCUAGAGAUAAUACCCCAUGUACCCGUUGUUCACAUACAAGAGAAACCCUUAAUUACCCAUGUCCCGUUGUUCAUAUACAAGAGAAACCCUUAAUUACCCAUGUCGAUCAUUACAAUAAUGUAAUGACAAAAAGGUUAUCAACCUGAGGUGUAGCCACGGAGUGACUAACUUGAAAAACAUACGAAAAUGUCAGGUCGGGUGCCUGCCAAGUAUAUAAGACAACCUCCUUAAAAUUUGUGAUGGUGAAGGUACCUAAAAAAAUACCACGAAGCAAAAGUCGUGUCCUAAUUAACCCCCUAUUCCUAAGUAAAGCCAUGAGCCACUAGGUGUUCAUUGAAAUGAAUCAUAUUAUCACCAAGAUGCACCUCAAGAGUGUAGAACCAGAGUGCAAAGUUUUUCGGAUUAACGCAUACUGCAACCCUCUCUAAUCCUCCAGUCAUAAGCUCUAAUAACAUAGUACCUUAUAUGUAAAUGGAAAAUGAAUUCCCUUAAGUUUUCUGGACUAGUUCGUAGAGGAAAGUGUUUUUCAUGUUCAUCUUAAAGACUAGCUUAAACCAUCUUUUUGACAUAUGAAUGUCUCUACCCAGACCCGAUGAAAAAAAUGAUAUGACUUAUUAUAGGCUUGUUGAUAAUGAUUUUGAUCUAGUUCAUGACCUAUUAAAAUGAACACAUUUGAUAACCUUUAAAUUUCUCAAUAAUUUAUUAAAUUGUUG